AUGUCUUCUAACAAGUUUGAUUCUCAGGCUUCUACCAACUACAAGGAGGCUUUCGCUCUGUUCGACAAGCGCGGAAACGGCCGUGUCACUGUUGACAGCCUCGGUGAUCUGCUGCGCGCCUGCGGUCAGAACCCUACCCUCGCUGAGAUCCAGGACCUCGAGAAGAAUGUCGGUGGUGAAUAUACAGUCGACUUUGAGACAUUCCAGCGUGUUUUGAACCGCCCCGGCGGCUUCCGCGAUCCCGGCGAGCCUGAGGAAUACUGCCGCGGUUUCCAAGUGUUUGAUAAGGAUAUGACGGGUUUCAUCGGCGUCGGCCAGCUCAAGUACAUUCUGACAAACCUGGGCGAGAAGAUGACUGAUGAGGAGGUCGAUGAGCUCCUCAAGGCCGUUGACACCAGCUCAGGCCAGGUCAACUACACCGACCUCGUGCGAACCAUCCUCGCCAACUAG
This is a messenger RNA of Fusarium tjaetaba, 450 nucleotides long. RefSeq names its product myosin regulatory light chain cdc4. The transcript is spliced from 3 exons. Gene Ontology annotation, cellular component: myosin II complex. Gene Ontology annotation, molecular function: calcium ion binding. Gene Ontology annotation, biological process: mitotic actomyosin contractile ring assembly. Bases 1 to 450 code for a protein of 149 amino acids. NCBI's taxonomy places the organism in Eukaryota, Fungi, Ascomycota, Sordariomycetes, Hypocreales, Nectriaceae. The record is from RefSeq and is a predicted model, not a curated record.